Triticum aestivum (bread wheat) is the source of this 1529-nucleotide messenger RNA. RefSeq lists its product as uncharacterized. The coding region runs from base 46 to 675 and encodes 209 amino acids. The record is from RefSeq and is a predicted model, not a curated record. The transcript is spliced from 2 exons. NCBI's taxonomy places the organism in Eukaryota, Viridiplantae, Streptophyta, Magnoliopsida, Poales, Poaceae.
UGGGGAACUAAAAAAUCGAUCCGCCGCUGCUUUUCCCCAUCAGCUAUGUCUCUUUCGAUCUCUCUCACCUGCCAUUGCUUUCCAUCGUCCAGCGCGCCACCACCCCUUCCACGCUCCAGCGUGCCGCUGGCCCACACCACGCAUUGCUGCAGCCGGCCCACGCCCCUCCGCCGCGCGCCGCCACCGCCGGCCGCCUGCCCGUUCCCCAGUUCCUCCGGCUGUGCGAGGCACGGUGGCGGUGGGAGGAAAACUGGCGGAUCUGGGCGCGGCCUUGAGAGAUCUCGCGGCUGGUGCGGUAGCUUGCUACGAUGGCAGCGACUUGUACCUCAACAACCGUCACGACGGAGCUGCCACCACAGCUCGAGAGAGGAGGGCGUUGCCGGAGACAAGGGCCGCCUGCACGAGUCAGGCCCGCUAUCGGCGGCAGCGCCCGCGUCCACACCCUGGCCAGCGGCAACACGAGCACCAAGGUUGGGCUGUGUCCCCAUGGUGCGUGUUGAUGUCCAUGUGCAGCACACGCCGGAAGCGGGCGAGGAGUUGGUUGAUGGCGAGAACGAUGUCGUUGACAUAGCUGAAGCUGUUGGCGUGGCCAGGGCAUGCAUGGUGCAUGCCGCCGGACCAAUUUACUCGCCGCCGCCGAGCGCGCACGCCACGGCCAGCGACCCGCCGGCGUAGGUCAGGCAUUACCCUAGGAGGUUGUCGAUGAUAGGGUUGUUGUUCGAGCAGGCGCCGUCCUGGCGGCGCAUGGUGCCGAUGUCAUGCUCCUCGGCAGUUCGGUGGAGAUCGUCGUCGCUGAUAUACCCGCCGGGUUGAGGUUGCAGAGGAGGUCGACGUAUUUCUGGUCGUGAAACACAAGCGGCUCCUCCGGCCUGGCCGGCAUGGUGAGGAGGUGACUCAUGUCUUUGAGGAGACCGUCGGAGGCGACGAGGCCGUGGGUCAUCGUGAUGCGGUGGAGCACCAUGACGUGUCCCUCGCCGUAGUCGAUGUUGGAGAUGCAUGGGUCGUAGUAGUACGUGGCUGCCCUUAUCUCCUUGUGUGUCUUCGUAAGUUCGUAGUUAAGCCUUGAAGCUCUCUCCUCCAGGUCUCACAUGUCUAGAUGGGCCAGUCGGGAAUGAGUUUGAUCUACUCAAUUUAGUUGUCUUGAUUGAUUGAAGCGUUAUCACACCAAAGUGAACUAGCUAACAAAUCUUUCUCACGGUUGUGGAUAUAGUGGAGGAGGUGGCACAUGGCGCCAUCAGUUUGAAGCGGACCAGAGACGUUCCCCUUGUUGGGCAGGUUGCUGGGUGGAGGAACUCGCAGGCACGUUUCGAGUUCAGCUGUCGCCUAAGCAGCACUACUACCUACAGGUCCAAGGUUUGCCGAAGCACUACUUACAUUGAUUAGGUUUUUGAAGAGCCAUCGCUUCUUGACACCUACACCUACUCGCCAAUAGCAACAGCCUCUGUGUCACUACUCACCAACGUGCUGAACGCUAAGAGUUUGAUUAUUAAUCUGUGUGUGCUUUUGUUAUAGGCAGUGCUUCUCUUGAA